Molecule: messenger RNA, 4889 nt
Organism: Linum trigynum
Lineage: Eukaryota; Viridiplantae; Streptophyta; Magnoliopsida; Malpighiales; Linaceae
Source: the annotation of a GenBank genome assembly
GAGCAACAGAUCCUCCCCUUAGCUUGCGUUCACACCAUAGGAAGCUUCUUAUCCACUAUGUAAGCUCCUUCCUUCAUUCCUUCUUCUUGCCGAGUUUGAUUUGGGUUCUUCCUCUUCUUCUUGGACGUGGAUGAUGUUGAUCUCUCAAGCAAUGACGGAAAAAUCUCGACCAAAUAAGCUUGUAGUUGGGCUUUGAAUGUCUUGGUUUGACUUCGAGUAAUUGGACCUUCUUUUUGGGAAGUCUCAUCUCGCACCAAUGUUGGAGUUGUGGUAGCUUUGGGGUUGAUGCCCUCAUCAUUCCCCUUCAUUAUAAAAAGAUUUAUCCUCAAAGUUGAAUUGUCUUCAAGGAAAGGAACUAAGUCAGAAACAUUGAAGGUAGCACUAACACCAUACUCUCCUAGUAUAUCAAACUUGUAGGCAUUGUCAUUGAUACAUGCGAGGACUUGAAAUUGACCAUCUUUCGAACAGAUUUUGCCUUAUUGGCACCAUCUAAGUUAACACGCUCAUUGGAAGGUAAUGGAGUUAAAUCCCAUGGAUAUAAAGGAUUAAAAUCAUAAACAAUUUCGAAUGGUGAAAACUUAGUAGUAGAAUGGAAGGGUGCUUUAGACGAUACAUAUGAAUUAGGUACGAAAAAGGUGCACAAGUGUAGACAAAUGGACAAAAACGAAGAUCAUAGCCGAAGGUGCCUGUAACAUCCUGAACCUUUCUAACCAAAAAUAUAAAACUGUUGCUCCAGAGCAUAGUUAAAUUUCUUACAACCAAACUGGGAAAACCAAAACUGUUGAUGCUUCCUACGACACCUUCACUAUUGAUGUUGUUGCUCGUCUUUCCCUAUCUCCGCUCGAGCUACUCAUCUGCUAACCCUUCCUCUACCUGGUGAUCUUCCUCGCGGGCAAGUUGAACGUUGGCCGUGACGCGACUGGGGAAACUAUCUGCUUCUCCAAGGCUUCUUCUUCGCGAAGUUCGCGCCUUGGGCCUUGAAGAUUGUGGUCGCGAUCGUUGGCUUCCGGGUCGUGAUCUUGAACGAGUCUUCACGACUAGAGAUCAUGACCGUGAUCUUUGAAUUCUAGGCCACGAUCUUUGAUCAUUGCCCCUUUCUACACUUGUGAUCUUGUUUUGUACAUAAUUUGCACAUAUUCACUAAUAUCCCCUAUAAUCACAUCAAAAUCAAAUAGUAACGAAAUAGGGAUGUAUUUAACAAUAUUUAAACGCUUAAGCACCUGAAUUGGCACAAAACAUACCCUAAGAUAUGAAGGGUAAUUAACACCGAUUUUGGUGUUAUCAUGACUCAUUUUCCUCAAUUCGUGCAGAGGGUCAGUGAAAUUAAGGAGGGGUCGGAAGCUCUUUUCGUGCCCUUAAAAACACAUCCUCGAGUAGGCGGACCAUUCAACAUGUGUAAUUUUUACAUGUACUAGAGACGGUUUAAUUUCACCUUGUAAGCCCAACCCACUAAGGAUCACUAAUAUCUCUUCCAAAACCCGAAUUUAGUAGCUCCAUGCUUCAAAUGUGGAGGACUAACUGCUUUUAGUUAAGCACAAUUUGAGCACCCAUUUAUGAUACAUGAGUCCAAAACAUAAGGAGAGUCAUCGAUAACACAUGAAUCAAAGUCCUAAAGCCAUUAGUUCACACAAUCAACUGGCACAGCAAGGAGAAAGAUAUGAAAUAUCUUAUACUUCAACAUCCUCCAUAGUGCUACAACUACCUCCCUAGGUUGCAUAUUACUAUAAAGACUGUCAAUUCAAAGCAUACUGAGCAGGCAAUUGCAAGGAAUACGUACUUGGAGCCCUCAAAUCGAAAGAUUAGGACAGUGGACUAGGCUCAAACCAACAAACACAUCUAUGCAGUCAAAGAUAAACACCCACACACUUAAGAUAAACAUUGCCCUCAAUGGAGAAGAGGGAAAGAUAAGGGGAACGAUGUUACCAGGAAAAAUGAUUUCAAGGGGAUUGGAGAGUGGACCAGUCAUUGAGGCGAACUGGAAGCGGGCCAGUCGCGGCAAGAACACAUGCUAAGACAAAAUAGCCACGCGACACAGAAUCAUUUGGAAGAGUUGUCAGCCCAAUGACACAAUAUCCAAAAGAAAAACAUACAGCACAUCCUGAUUCUGGAUGUCACGACAUGACCAUCGAAGUCACGUGUUAGACCGUGACAUUCAAGAGUAAAAGCGUGAGAUGGGGAGUGACCAAAUAAGUGAAAUCGUGCAUUUUGCGUGUCACGACCUAGAGGAGUUAAGUCACGGCCAUGACUCAGGCCAUGACAUCGCCACUAACAGGUGUAAAUAUAUUUUGGCUGGCUUUUUUAUGGGGAUUCAAGUUCUUACAUCUGAAAGUGGGAGAGCCCUAGAGAGAGAAAGUGACGAGAGAACACCCCUUGAAGCUAGGGAUGGCAAUGGGUCGGGUUGGGGCGGGUUUUGUCAAACCCAAACCCAAACCCAUGGGUUUAUCCACCAAAAAAACCCGGGGUAAAACCCGUUGGGUUUGAAAAACUCAAACCCAACCCAACCCGCUGGGUAUCCGCGGGUUCAUGGGUACCCGUGGGUUUUUGUGGUAAAAAUUUACAAUAACAAGUUUCUUUCAAAAUAAAAGUUUAACAUCAAUUUUCUCAUACAAAUUAAUCAUACAAAAAACACCAAUCUAGAGCAUACAAACAAACAGCAAAUGAUCAAUACAAAUUGUUCAAAAUUAAAGAUAAACAUAUAUAAACAAUAAGAUUAAAUGAAAGCUUCUUCCUCAUCAACUAAGUUUCUUCACUCUCCACUUCAUAAUAUCAACUUCAUUCUAAACAAUUAGAAAGAACAAAUUAUAUAUGUCUCCACAAACAUAUAGAAUAUUAGUUGUUUAAGGAAGAUAUAUUAUUUAAAAUAUUAAAUAUACCGGGAAAGUAAUUAUAUGUGUGUGGGCGGGUACCCAUGGGGCGGGUUUACCUAAACCCAAACUCAACCCGACCCGGUGAAUAGUGUAGCGGGUUUAAACCCGAACCCGGCCCAAAACCCGUCAACAUGGGUUUUACCCGCGUUGACCGGGUUGGGUCGGGUGGGUACCCGUGGGUUCGGGUUUUGUUGCCAUCCCUACUUGAAGCUGAUUUGAGAUAUUCCAUCACCAUUGGAGCUCGAGAUUUGAUCCUUGGAGUGAAGAUAAUCGUCAAGAAGGAGAUUUUCAUCCUAAGCAUUAUGUUUUUCUACGUCUGUAUUGUAUUAUUCUCUUUCUAUAUGGAGUAGACUCCCUUCUCACUUGGGUAUGAGGAAUCCUCGUCUUAUAUGGUCAGAUUGAUUAUUGUUUUAGAACCUAGAUUGUUGAACUCUAAGUAUAUAUCAGUCGAUGCAUUGUUCAUGAAUUGUCCAAAUCAGGAUCACAUUCUUAUGCUUUCUCUUUAACCUAGGAGCGAGAAUAUCUUAAUAUGUUAAUAGAGCAUCGUCAAUUGGAAGUACGAAAUCUAUUGCUUUCUUAGGCGUGUUUGUCGUUUUUCGAAUCUAUUUACUAGAUAAAACACUAAAAAUGAGCAGUAGUACAUCUAAAGACGUUGGGUUGACAAUUAAAACUUACUAUUAUUAGUAUUAUAUCGCGUCCUUAUCAUUAGUUCCACUUGGUCUUUGAUUGGGGUUGUAGUUUUGGUGAGUCAGAAGUAGUCAUCUUUUAUGAACUACUCCGAAGAGGGUUGUAUACAUGUUGUCUUUAUUCAGUCGAGUAAGGGCCUCUUUAAGGUCGUCAAACCCUCCCUUCCUUAGCACUCAAUCGGUUCCAACACUUAAACUUUGAAUAUGUAUCACCCACGUUAUUUUAAACUUUUGGUUAUGUGAAAGCAAAAAACCAAGCAUAGAAUCAAACUUCGCAUGCAAACAAACCUACCCCGACAGUCACUAGUGAAGCAUUUGUAUCAGGAUACAUCAAGAAAUUAAGCACGAUUUGUUUACAUAUAGAAUAGUCAAAGUAUUAAGCGGUAUAUAAAAAUAUUACAUUACAUUCCUAUAACUAUUACAUUGUUCACAAUCAAAGUCCUUAGCUUCGUAUCUUUGUACAACAACUUAUGUACCAUAAAUUCGCGAACUAUAUAUGGGAAAUUUAUGUUUUGGCAAAUUUGUGUGGAAAGGUGGACCUGGAAGGCACGAAUUGGGUAUCUAAGUUUGAAUGAGCACCCUGCUACUGCAUGCAGCAACAGCAAUGGCCUGCUGCAUUUUUUACCCAAAAAGACAAGUCCCUAGUUCGAAAAAUGGAACUAGGGACAGCUAGGCUCAACCUAUCAGAACCCCUCGGUGAUGAUAAAUUGGAAUAUGCCAUUAUUGUCCAUGGUGAUGAUCAUCAGUCACUUCCACGGUUCCACCUUGUGGCGCUUGAGAAUCCAGACCAAGAACAUCAUUCUAUAUAUAUAUAAACAACUUGGAGGACAUUCAUAUUCUUCAGUUUAUACCGUUUGUUCCUUCAAAAGCUUCAACUUCACUCUGCCAGGAUCCUCUUUGUCAGUAAACGGUAUAUGAUUUACAAUUGAAUCUCUCCCAACAACUCGAGUUAGUGGGAGCAACUGGUUCUUGGCACUCAUGAUGUGGGUUGUAGUGUAUCAUUUCUGGCUUUUACCCCCUUUUCUUUCUAACUGAGCAAUGAUUUGAAAGGAAUCGUUUUAAUCACAAGCAGCAGAGAAAAGAUCUGUCUGUGUGUCGAUGGAGUCUUGUGUUCAGGGAAAAAGCAGUCAAAUGAGAGCCAUCAUUGUCCAAAGAAAGUUUGAGGUAUCAACAUGAUGAUUGGCUCGGAGAGGAACCCAUCAGAAUCAUUUGAGGGUUCCAACAUCCAGCACCUUAUCAUCAUCUGCUUUAUCUUAUAUGUCUCCCCCUCCUCCUUUUCCAAACUCAAUUAUAGAAACUCAUUUUCAUUUCCAUUGAGUAAAUAUCUGGCUUUGCU